Panicum virgatum (switchgrass) is the source of this 1051-nucleotide messenger RNA. RefSeq lists its product as uncharacterized. Gene Ontology annotation, molecular function: ubiquitin protein ligase activity. The record is from RefSeq and is a predicted model, not a curated record. Lineage: Eukaryota; Viridiplantae; Streptophyta; Magnoliopsida; Poales; Poaceae. Gene Ontology annotation, biological process: protein ubiquitination. The transcript has a single exon. The coding region runs from base 1 to 663 and encodes 220 amino acids.
AUGUGCUCGCGAUACGCGAUUGGAUUGGAUGCCUGGGUAGUGGGUAUCAGGUUCCGGGCCAGGCCCCGCCGGAUGCCAUGUGCUCGCGACUGGAUGGGAUAUGCCUGGGUAGUGGGUAUCAGGUUCUGGGCCAGGCCCCGACGGCCACCUGCUCACUCCACUGCCUGCGCGGCCACAGCGAACAGCAGGCGAGAAGAGGAGCUGCUAGGAAGCAGCGGGGCAGCCGAGGCAAAGGAGCGAUCGAGACAUGGAGGCGGGCGGCGCGCUGGCGCCCGUGCUCCUCGCGGCCUUCUCCCUGCCGACUGCCGUGCGUCCUGCUCCUCCUCCUCCUCGCGCUCGGCAAGACGGGGCCUCGCCGUCGCGGUCGACCGGCGGCCCGACGGCCCCGACCCGGAGUGCGUGUUCUGCCUGUCCGCGGUCAGCGACGGCGAGGUGGUGCGCGAGAUGCAGUGCCGCCACGUGUUCCACCUCGCCUGCCUCGUCCGCCCGCGCGCCACCUGCCCGCUCUGCCGCGACACGCCGACACCCUCCUCCCCGCGGCCGCGGACACGCCCCUCCCGCAACGCCUACGACGGCGCCGACACCGCCGGCUACGGCUUCGAGUUCGGCGGCGACUCGCUCCCCUCGUCCGUCCACGCCACGGCGGCGCGCUCUGGCACAUGACCUGAGCACAUCCCCUGCCUUAUUUUUGUUUGUUGUACUUGUAGUUAAUCCAUGGCCCACUCCAUUCCUUACGAUCGAGCUGCUUCUAGCUGCUCAACCGAUGGAUCAUCCGUCUCUUGUCGGACCGACGGGGCUUGCAGCUCUGUACAGAGGGGCGAAGCCAGACCACAAGUUCACCGGGUCCUGUCAUUCAAACGAUGGGGUCAUUAAGCACUAUUAUAACAUGUAUGAACAGUGAUUUCCAUUGGGUUUUACAAAAUUCGACGGGUCGGCGGACCCGGUGAGAAGCUGCAGCUCCACCCCCUACUCUGUAGUGACCUGUUUCGCUGGUGGCAACUUACUCCAUUCCAAAAUAUAGAGAGUUUUAAUUUUUUUAGAUUUAUAAAUU